AUGUACGGGCUACCUAUGGACCCGUUUCCGCCGUACAUGCAGAAGGAUCCGAUGGAUUUCUCUGCAUCAAACGAGGCUUAUCGUGGCGGACACAACACCACUGGCCCGUUUCAAGAGCCACUGCCACAACACCCGCCCAUGUCUGUGGAUUCCAGUCCAUACGCAGACUCCAGUCUCACAAGUGGCAGCUCGCCAAUCUUCACGGACGAUGGAUCAAAUGAACACCUUAUCAUCGCCCACCUAGAGAAUAUAGUUCGCGAUAUGAUCCAUUCCGUCAACAUUCGCAACUUCGAAGAUCAAGCCCACCCGUGGAGCACACAUAUGGCGAUUAACGCGAGGGUGGUUCCUGGAAACCUCCUCUCAGCCGUGGAGAYGGAUCGCAAAGGCUAUCUUGCAUGGCUGAAUAACAUCACGGCUGCCCGUCCGCACUUCUUCCAAACCAUCACGGAACUCAUGACGACUGUGAAGAAUGAAAAGUCAGCGGAGGUCAUUGCGUCGAAAGACACUCAUGGAAGCCCGCCUGGGCUGGUGAAGCCGAGCAUUGUUAUGAUGGAGUUUAAGCUGUUUGACCAGCAGACCUGGAUGUGCACUUCCAUACGAUCCGUCCAUGGGAUUGAGUCGAUGCCUGGUUCAUGA
Ramularia collo-cygni is the source of this 636-nucleotide messenger RNA. RefSeq lists its product as uncharacterized. The transcript has a single exon. The coding region runs from base 1 to 636 and encodes 211 amino acids. The record is from RefSeq and is a predicted model, not a curated record. NCBI's taxonomy places the organism in Eukaryota, Fungi, Ascomycota, Dothideomycetes, Mycosphaerellales, Mycosphaerellaceae.